CCUUCAGCCCGGGACCGCCGGGAAGCCGCGCCCGGCCGGGGCGGGGGGCGGGCGGAGAUCGGAAGGGUCUCCGGCCCCCGCGAGCCGCGAGCCCCCUGCGCCCCUUGGUGCCGGGGCGGGCGGGUGGGCGAGUGGGGCACCGCGACUGGGGGAAGAGGCCAGGGGAGGGGCCGCCGCCCCCGCAGGUGACACAGGUGCGGCCUGUGCGUUCCGCCCCGCGCGUGGCAGGGCUGAGAUCUCUAAUGAUGGAGGGAAGCAGGCAGACGCGAGUGUCUCGGCCAUACAAGAUCAGCGAAUCAUCCAAGGUAUACCGCUGGGCCGACCACUCAAGCACGGUGCUGCAGCGGCUGAACGAGCAGCGACUCCGCGGCCUCUUCUGCGACAUUGUCCUGGUGGCCGAUGAGCAGCGUGUGCCAGCCCACCGCAACCUGCUGGCCGUGUGCAGCGACUACUUCAACUCCAUGUUCACCAUUGGCAUGCGGGAAGCUUUCCAGAAGGAGGUGGAGCUGAUCGGCGCCUCCUACAUCGGGCUCAAGGCCGUGGUGGACUUCCUGUACGGGGGGGAGCUGGUGCUGGAUGGUGGCAACAUUGACUAUGUCCUGGAGACGGCCCACCUGCUGCAGAUCUGGACGGUGGUAGACUUCUGCUGUGAGUACCUGGAGCAGGAGGUGAGCGAGGACAACUACCUGUACCUGCAGGAGCUGGCCUCCAUCUACAGCCUCAAGCGGCUUGACGCCUUCAUCGAUGGCUUCAUCCUGAACCACUUCGGCACGCUGUCCUUCACGCCCGACUUCCUGCAGAACGUCUCCAUGCAGAAGCUGUGUGUCUACCUGAGCAGCAGCGAGGUGCAGCGGGAGUGUGAGCACGACCUCCUGCAGGCCGCCCUGCAGUGGCUGACGCAGCAGCCCGAGCGCGAGGCCCACGCCCGCCAGGUGCUGGAGAACAUCCACUUCCCGCUCAUCCCCAAGAACGACCUGCUGCACCGCGUCAAGCCAGCCGUGUGCUCGCUGCUGCCCAAGGAGGCCAACUGCGAGGGCUUCAUCGAGGAGGCCGUGCGCUACCACAACAACCUGGCGGCCCAGCCCGUCAUGCAGACCAAGCGCACGGCGCUGCGCACUAAUCAGGAGCGCCUGCUGUUCGUGGGCGGCGAGGUCUCCGAGCGGUGUCUGGAGCUCAGUGACGACACCUGCUACCUGGACGCCAAGAGCGAGCAGUGGGUCAAAGAGACGCCGCUGCCCGCCCGGCGGAGCCACCACUGUGUCGCGGUGCUGGGGGGUUUCAUCUUCAUCGCCGGUGGCAGCUUCUCACGGGACAACGGAGGGGACGCGGCCUCCAAUCUUCUUUAUAGAGUUCCCGUCCACGAGGCUGACCACAUGACCAGACGAGUGUGGGGGUUCAGAGCGUCUCCAUACCCCUUUUGGGGACUCAGAGCGUCUCCAUCCCACUUUCGGGAAUUCAGAGCGUCUUGGGGAAACCUCAGGGGCUCAGAGCUCCCGCCUGAAGAAGCCCCCUUUAUUCAGGUGCAGUUUCCUUUCCCGGACAUUCUCCGGGACUGUGUGUUCCGCAGACACAUUUGGGAAAUGCAGCGCCAGAUGUUGAUGCUGUCCCGGGUUCGGGGAAGGGAAGGUACAGGUAUCUCACCUCCACAGGUGGCCUCCAUGAACCAGCGCCGUGUGGAUUUCUACCUUGCUUCCAUCGAAGACAUGCUGGUGGCCGUCGGUGGCCGGAAUGAGAAUGGAGCACUCUCUUCGGUAGAGACGUACAGUCCGAAGACCGACUCCUGGUCCUAUGUGGCCGGCUUGCCAAGAUUCACGUACGGCCACGCGGGCACCAUCUACAAAGACUUCGUGUACAUCUCUGGGGGCCACGACUACCAGAUCGGCCCCUACCGCAAGAACCUGCUGUGCUACGACCACCGGACAGACGUGUGGGAGGAGCGGCGGCCCAUGACCACAGCGCGCGGCUGGCACAGCAUGUGCAGCCUGGGCGACAGCAUCUACUCCAUCGGGGGCAGCGACGACAACAUCGAGUCCAUGGAGCGCUUCGACGUGCUGGGCGUGGAGGCCUACAGCCCGCAGUGCAACCAGUGGACCCGCGUGGCGCCACUGCUGCACGCCAACAGCGAGUCAGGCGUGGCGGUGUGGGAGGGCCGCAUCUACAUCCUGGGCGGCUACAGCUGGGAGAACACCGCCUUCUCCAAGACCGUGCAGGUGUACGACCGAGAGGCCGACAAGUGGAGCAGGGGCGUCGACCUGCCCAAGGCCAUCGCUGGUGGGUCCGCCUGUGUCUGUGCCCUGGAGCCGAGGCCAGAGGACAAGAAGAAGAAAGGCAAAGGCAAGAGGCACCAGGACCGGGGCCAGUGACCCCAGCUGCGCCUCCUGGGACCAUCCUCACCAUCCUAUCCCAGGGCUCUGUAGACCAGCAGCAACUUCUUAGUAUUCCGGAAACAUUAUGUACAACUUAGCAGCUUUUUUUACUUUUAUGAUUCUUGGUAUUUCUAUGAUAUCACAGUAACCAAUUAAAUACUCUCUGUAACUUUA
Molecule: messenger RNA, 2540 nt
Organism: Rhinopithecus roxellana (golden snub-nosed monkey)
Lineage: Eukaryota; Metazoa; Chordata; Mammalia; Primates; Cercopithecidae
Gene: KLHL36
Product: kelch like family member 36
Exons: 5
Coding region: 243-2363 (706 amino acids)
Molecular function (GO): cullin family protein binding
Source: RefSeq, a predicted model, not a curated record